Messenger RNA from Xyrauchen texanus (razorback sucker), 1693 nucleotides. RefSeq names its product protein rapunzel-like. Lineage: Eukaryota; Metazoa; Chordata; Actinopteri; Cypriniformes; Catostomidae. The record is from RefSeq and is a predicted model, not a curated record. The transcript is spliced from 2 exons. Bases 148 to 822 code for a protein of 224 amino acids.
GCUGUUUCUCAGUCAGGACAGUGAAAUGGUGGCUGCUUAUACAAAAACUGCAGCAACACCUUUAGGAACUGAGCAGCUAGAGACGUAUUACUGAAUCCAACAAGACUGAAAGACUUUGGGACCAAAGCCCAAGGAUCAGACCUUCCUAUGGCAGACAAACAACAGAUCAAAGUGACUGCAGUCAAAGUGCUGGGCUAUGUGGAGAAGAUCUCGUCCUUUGCCGCCUCCAUCGAUCCUCUCUUUGGGAUCGUAACCUCUGUAGUUGGGGUGGUUAGGAAAGGCCUAGUGGAUGAGGAGGACAAUGAACUGGACAAGGACUUCAAGCAGAUCCAUGAUAAGCUGGAAAACAUCUCUGAGAAGAACAAGCAGACCCUUCGACAGAUCCACAUUGACGAAAUCAACGAGACGUUUGGGAAAUAUGAGGAGUUCAUCAAGCAUCAGUAUGGAGCUUUCAACACCAUGGUGGAAAGAGUAAAGCUAGAUCCUGAGAACUCUGAUCGUCACAUGGAGGAGUUUGUGAAGAUCUAUGAGAGGGACAAGAGUGACUUGAGCUUAGAUGUUUAUUAUCGUGGUGUGAUUGGCAUUGGUGCUCUUUUUGGGAGGCCCAUGUUGAAGGUGUUCCUGGAACACUGCAACAAGAAUAGACAGGUGAUGGAGGCCAGGUGCUCUCACCUGGCUCACUUGUUCUACAUUGGUCUCAUGGCACUGAUGGCUUACACCUCUGUCACCGAAGAUGACGAGGAUGAAGUGAGAGACAAAUGGGCCCAAAGGGUCAUUGAUAUUCAAGCCAAGAUGCAAGAAGCUCUUGACCAAUGUACAUAGAUAACUGAAGGCGACAUGUUGCACUAAAAGAUUGCAGAGACAAAUUCCAGAUUCUGAAAUUUUGAAUCCGGAAGCAUACACUACCGGUCAAAAGUUUUGAAACGUACUCCUUCUUUAUUAUAAUUUUUCCUCAUUUUAGAAUAAUAGUAAAUUAAUCAAAACUAUGGAAUAACAUAAAUGGAACUAUGGGAAUUAUGUUGUGACUAAACAAAAUCCAAAAUAAAUCAAAACCGUUAUAUUUUAGCAUCUUCAAAGUAGUCACCCUUUGCCUAGAAUUAACAGACAUGUACUCUUGACAUUUUCUCAACCAACUUCUUGACGUAUCACCCUGGGAUGCUUUUUAAACAGAAUUGUAGGAGUUCCCAUCUAUGUUGGGCACUUAUUGGGUGCUUUUCUUUAUUAUUUGGUCCAAGUCAUAAAUUUCAAAAACGUAUUUUUUAUUUCAUUUUAUAAUGAAACCAAUUAAUAUGGUGGCACAACUAUAUUUUUGUGUACAAAACUAAUUUCAAACAUUUAAGCAAACGCCUUCAAAUCAGAAGAGAAACAUUUCAGUCAAGUGUUUUAAAACCUUGGACCGGUAGUGUGCAUAUAUGUAUGUGGGUAAAGGGUCGUAAAGUGGGUAAUUUCUUUCAAUGCAAUAAUAAUGUCCCUGUAAUGCAAUGCUCUAGAAAGCUCUCCGCCAAAGCUUUUUGUUCUGCUUUCCAUUUCUUUUAAAGCAUGUUGUGGGUCCAAAUUAUGUGUAUGGUCUGUGUGACACCUGAAUCUUUGAUGUGAGAUACAAUCAUUGUUAUAUAAUAACAUGCUUCAUUAUGUUUUGUGGUAUUCUUUGCACAAUAAAUUUAUAUUUAUUCUCUUGAAUUGUGGCAGUUAC